This is a messenger RNA of Ustilago hordei, 1179 nucleotides long. RefSeq lists its product as uncharacterized. Gene Ontology annotation, molecular function: protein-folding chaperone binding. The record is from RefSeq and is a predicted model, not a curated record. The transcript has a single exon. The coding region runs from base 1 to 1179 and encodes 392 amino acids. Gene Ontology annotation, cellular component: cytosol. Gene Ontology annotation, biological process: translational initiation. NCBI's taxonomy places the organism in Eukaryota, Fungi, Basidiomycota, Ustilaginomycetes, Ustilaginales, Ustilaginaceae.
AUGGGCAAAGACUAUUACAAGAUCCUCGGUGUCUCCAAAGAUGCCGACGAGGAUACCCUUAAAAAGGCCUACAAGAAGGCUGCGCUCAAAUGGCACCCAGAUCGUAACAAGGACAACGUCGAAGCAGCCAACAAGAAGUUCAAGGAAGUUGGUGAAGCGUUCGAGGUCCUAAGCGAUAAGAACAAGAGGGCGAUCUAUGAUCAGUUUGGAGAGGAAGGGUUGAAGGGUGGUGGACCUCCUCCUGGUGCCGAUGGCGCCGGAUUUGGAGGGGCCCCUAGUGGCGGAGCUGGAGGAUUUGGUGGAUUCCCUGGUGGCGGAGGAGGAAGGACGUUCACGUUUACGAGUGGUGAACCGGGGAUGGGCGGUGGUAUGGGUGGAUUCUCGCCUAGUGAUCCGAAUGACAUCUUCGCUAGCAUCUUUGGUGGAGCUAGUCCGUUUGGUGGUAUGGGAGGAAUGGGAGGAAUGGGAGGAAUGGGAGGCAUGGAAGACAUGUUUGGCGGCGGUGGAGGGGCACGCAAGAACGCUAGCGCGGGUGGAAUGCCAGGCGGAUUCAACUUUGGAGGGCCAGGUGCAGGAGGCCCCGGAGGCCCCACUCCAGCGGACGAGAAACCAUCCGAUGUGGAAAAGCAACUUCCUCUCUCCCUGCAAGACCUCUACACGGGCACCACCAAACGUCUCAAAGUCGGCCGCAAGCUCGCCUCGGGUGGUUCCGAGGAAAAGAUUCUUACCGUUGAAGUCAAGCCCGGUUGGAAAAAGGGUACUAAGAUUCGCUUCGGUGGUGCAGGACACGAAGUCUCGCCCGGUUCAUUCCAAGAUGUUGUCUUUAUCGUCGACGAGAAGCCUCAUGCACACUUCAGGCGCGAUGGUGACGAUCUCAGGGUGACAAUACCUCUCAACCUUGUGGAUGCACUGGAUCCCCCCAAGGCUGGAACUCCGGGAUCGAGAAAGCAAAUCUUAACAUUGGAUGGGAGAAAGAUCGAUAUCCCCAUUCCUCAGCCUACGGGAGGAAAGACGAGUGUUACGCCGGGAAAGACGACCAGGUUGGCCAAUGAAGGUAUGCCAAUUAGUAAGACUGGCGGAAAGAGGAAAGGUGAUUUGGUGGUGGAGUGGAGCGUGCAACUGCCUGAGACGUUGACUUCGGCACAGAGGGAGGGGGUCAGGAAGGUGUUGGCUCCCUAG